This is a messenger RNA of Xyrichtys novacula (pearly razorfish), 17392 nucleotides long. NCBI's taxonomy places the organism in Eukaryota, Metazoa, Chordata, Actinopteri, Labriformes, Labridae. The record is from the annotation of a GenBank genome assembly.
AUGAAGAGGCUAGACGAGGCUCCUGGGGGCCAUUCUGCAGGAAAAAACAUCUACGGUGAGGGGGAAAAUCAAUCCGAGACAUCCCGUAAUAAGAGUCUGCUCCUUCCUGAUCGAUGGAAACCAUGCCAACGAACCCGAGCUACUUUCAAAGGUUAGAUUCAAGGGGAAAAUCAAUACAAUACAAUCAAUACUGAUAUGAUCUACAUCAUGGGGAAGGUAUUUGGAAGUCAGUCUGCAUUAUGGAGGUGAGAUCAUACAAGAAGUUGAGCUUUGUGUAGCCUCAAUGUGAGAUUAUAAUAACGUGGUCAAUGUGAACAGGCAGUAUGAUGAAUACAGAUGAAUUAUCAUGUUCUCUCCAGAGUGACUCCUUCAUAUUUCUUCAUUAAUCAAAGUUCAAGCUGCAGGUUUUCAGCCUUCAGGAUUAACCGCUCUGUGAUAUUUAAAACCAGAAGGGAAGUCUAGACAGGUGUCCAGAUUUUAACCAUGUUCAAGACUAAAAUAUUGAUAACUCUGAUAUAGAUGCUUCUUGUUUCUACAAAACACAUUGCUGCUGAAGAUUUUCUCAGAAGUAUUAACAUCUCUGUAACAUCAGCAGUGGGUCCCCACGACUCAAGGAUCCGCUCACACUUUACAGGGAGCAACAUUAUUGUAACAUGUAAAGAUUACAGGUUUUAGUGACCACUACUGAUAAGCUUUAAAUUGAGCUGAGGUAAAAAAUAGAUGGCAUUACUGAGACCAUGACGAUGAUAUACAGGGAACAGUACAUACAGCAAUGCAGUCUCAUGUCCUUAAAUAGGCAUUAGACAUUAGUGUUUUGUUAUGUUAUUGGUUAAGGGAGAUCUUUGAGCACAUCAGAAAUGCUUGAAUGUACAACAUUUUGCAUCUUUCUGUCCACAGAGUGUUUCCUAAAGCUAAGCUGUUGCUUGGGCUCAGUGUGUGGGUUGGAGUGGUACAGCUACGCUGCUUUAGGUGUUCUGAUGGCCACCUCUAGCUUCCUCAUGGACCUGAGUGUGACGAAACUGCUGAAAAGUACAGACACACAUAUUCAAAAUUCAGUUAUAUUCUGGGUGACAAAAAAAAAAAAAAACAGCUUGAUUAUGCCCCACUUUUCCCAUUUACAGCUCACCAGUGGUUGUAUAUGAAGCUGGAUGGACACAGCCUGCUGCAGUUCUGUUGCUGGACUCUUUACCCAGCAUGUCUUUGUGCCGUGGCAGCAUUUUUUUCCCACAACAUCUGUCCAUUCUCUGCAGGUCAGUCCAGCAACAAGCAAAAUGAAAAAGUUUAGAGUCUGUGUAGUUUGAACAGAGCUCUGCAAGUUCCUGAAUGGAAGUAAUGAGUGACAAUUUCUGGUUCAGCCUGAAUGAACAUCAUUGUGUGUGUUUACUGGGUGCGCCUGGCUGCCAAGUCUAAUGAUUAAUGUAAAGCAGUUGACCUUUAAGUAAUGAGAUCCUUUAAAUUCAUUUAAUAGUUAAUAGUAUUAUGGAAUUUGAAAAUUAACCAAAUGCACAAUGAACACCAGGUUGUGGAGAAAAAGGAGGCUCUCCAUCAGGAGAUAGUAAAAGACAGGAAAACCCUAGAGGAGGAUUUUUAGAAGAGCUGUGAGAGUGUGUGAGGGAUUUACAUCCUGACUUGGCCUCCAGUGUGCGUGGAGUGUGUAGGGAGAUGAAGCAUGGGAGUGAACUGUGUCAAAAGGAGGAAUCACUCCCUGAUGAAGUGGCUGGCUUGCCAAUCAUGUUGUGGAGAAUCAACAUAUACUGAGUAAAACAAUGCACAGGAGACAGGAUGAGAUUAGCCUGGGCGUCUUUUAUUGUACAGAUGUAGAAAUCAGUACAGAUGACAAACAGAGGCUUUUCUCCUACUCCCUUUUAUGCUGCCAGGUGUUUAUCUGAAUACAAUCGUGUACUGCUUUUAUCUCUAAUGUGUGUGUGUGUGUGUGUGUGUGUGUGUGUGUGUGUGUGUGUGUGUGUGUGUGUGUGUGUGUGUGUGUGUGUGUGUGUGUGUGUAUAGGUGCAUGUUUUUUCAUCAUGGGUACAUCAUAGCUAUCCUCCUGGAGGCUACCAAUGACAUGACACUCUGUUCUGAAAUUCACCACUUUGUUUAGAUUAGUCUUAACGUUCACAGAAAUUAGCUCUAAAUGUUUUGGCAGGCUGAUAAAUUUCGGUCCCUGCAAAGCACCCUUGCUUACAACUUCUCAGUUAUGAGGCUGCAUAAUUAGGCCAACCCAGAUUAUUUGUAACCCCUUGAUAAAAGAUAAUCACUCUAUAUUUCUUUACCUAAAUGUAUGGAAAGAUUCUACUCCACCAUGAAACUCCGGAGCGAGGUUGGAGACUCUGUAGAGGACACAGGAGUCACAGGAGUUUGGCUAGUGUCAAAACCAUUGAGGGGAAAAAACCCUGAGUUACUCAUGGAUAUAUAUCUUACAGUGAUUUAUGAUUAUCAUGCAUGUUCAUACAGAAAGCUUUGGACUUAAAUCUGGACAAAGGCAGUCAGAUAGCCAGUCUUGCAUGCUUCCUCUCUAAAGAUACUUUCUUGGAGAUGAAGAUUUUUUUUCUUGUCCGCUGUAAGAGACAUCUUCUCCUAAUUAACGGCACAUGUCAGCCGGAGGUGAAGAGAGAAAUGAGCAGUAUUUAAAUCCAUUAUCUGUCUUUAAGGUUUCUGAUAUUAAUGAGAGGAGCUUAUAGCUUUCUUUCAGGGAUGACCCUAACCUCUCUCUCUCUCUCUCUCUCUCACUCGCUCUCUGUAUGUCUUCUCUUUCAGGUGAAUCCUGAUUUGGAUUUUUGUUUCAAGUCUUUUUUGCCUGCCACUAAAAAUGAUCUUUGCCAUAAAGAUUAAACAAGAGCAAUGUUUCCCAAAGCAAUAUUAUCAGGCCCAAAUAUAUUGGCAUGUCAUUGGAAAAACAAACAUUUACUGUGAUUGCCACUCUCCUCAGGUUCAGGGAUACCGGAGGUAAGGGUGAUGCUAUCUGGAGUCACAAUGCCUCAGUACCUGUCUCUCACUAACAUGUUUACUAAAUUCCUCGGCCUUAUCUGCACGCUGUCAGCCGGCAGCACUGUUUUUCUGGGCAAAGUGGUGAGAGUCAUAUUACAGUUUUUCCUUUCCGAAUAUAAAACAUGCCAUGAACUACCGCCAUUUUAAACACAGAUGUCUCUAUUUGUCUCUGAACAUCAGGGUCCAUUUGUGCAUCUCUCCACCAUGCUUGGAGCUUACCUGAGCAACCUGUGCUUCCUCACUCAAGCAAAUAAGAAGGUAAAACCAAUGUAGGGAUGAGAUUCAUCCGUAGUUGUCACAUUUGUACUUCUAUCAUAGAUACUUAACACUCCCAUGAGGAACAGGCUGAUAUGAUAUUUCUAUAGAACUGUUCACAUCAUCAGAAAUGUGCAUUUUGGCAGCACUGGCAAUGUUAAGCUCCAUUCAUCCAGUCGAGCUUUUAACACUAAAGAGAAAUUGUCUGCCGCAUCAAAAUGUCUGGUUGUUGCGUGGUUGGCUGUCACAGUUGAUUUUCCACUGUUGACUCCACUUUAAUUGAAUUUAACCAGGAUCAAGACAGUUUUAGCGCAACAGGUGAUUCGAUUCUAAUGCUGCCUUCGAAUGGAGCUACAGAGUUCGUGAUGUGAGGGGAUCUCAAUAAAAGGUUUGGUGUUUAAGUAGUAAAUGAACAGAAAGCAGGACUACUAGGCAAAUGCAAGGUGCAUGCUAAACUAAAUUAUUGGUUUGAAAAUGUUUAAUGUCCCAAUUGGGCAAUUUGGUUUGCAACAGAAGUUAAACCACACACUGAUACAAUUCUCACAUCACAGAAAGCUUACAGCAGAAACAUUACAAAUAAAUACAUGUAAAUACACAGUCAGCACAAUUUCAUGGGUGCAGUGUUCCCAUCAAGCUCACCUACAUCUUACUCAAAAAACCACUGGCUGUUGGGAAAAAGGAUUUAAGAUACCUGUUUGAUUUGCCUUGUAAGUGAAAGUGAACCCUCUCUUAGGGUUAGGGAGAGGCUAAAAUUCUGUAUGGAGAGGGUUUGCCAGAAUGGCCUUUGCCCUCUGAGUAACUCUGGAUUUAAAAACACAGUCAGGAUCAUUAUGACUUGUGCCAAUAGUUUUUUUGGUAAAGUUUGCCAAUGUUCCUCAGCUUAUUUUUAUUUUAGCUGGUGAGGUUACCCAAAAAACACAACAUAGAAAAGGUUAAAAUAAAAUAAUAAUAGAAUAAAUAAUGAAAGAAGAGUAAAAAAAUUAAGGAAGCUUUUUUGUCAACAUUAAGACACCUCAGUUUCCUCAGAUAAAAUAACCUCUGAUUUGCCUUUCGACAGAUGGCAUCUGAGUUGGUCUCAAAGGACAGUUUGUUAUCCAGGAUGGUACCUAGGUAUUUGUACUGACUGAUUAUUUCUACAGCUUUACCAUAAACAAAGGUUUGGGCUGUGACGGGUUGAUUCUUACGAAAAUCAAGAAUCAUGUCUUUCGUUUUUGACACAUUAAGUUGCAGAUAAAAAUCGUUACACCAUCUAACAAAAUAGUCAAGCACAGGACCAUGUCAUGUCCCUUCUCAUAAUCUUGCAGAAGGCUUACAAGCGCAGAACCAUCUGCAAGUUUUAUGAUGAACCUUGAGUUGAAAAUACUUUCAGUCAUUAGUGUAAAGCAUGAACAAUAGAGGUGACAAAACACAACAAAACUGGCAUCAUGCUAAAAUAUACCUUUAAGCUAUGUCUUCACAGAAAAGAUUUAAUUAUAUUAUAUUAUUAUAUGAUGGUAUGAUGGUAUUUAUAACCCCCACAUGUCUAUUGAAUUUAAUGGCACAAUGGAAAAGAAGUAAAUACUGGUCUAAGGUAAAUAGUGCUUUGGCCUCCAUCUGCUGGUGAAGGCUGUCACAUAUUGUUACAAGGCAGCAGGUACGUCUUAAGUUAAGAUCCUUUUUUUAAGGAAAUGGGAAUUUCUGGAUACUCUUCAGGAGAUGCAGGACCAGGCGUAAAAUAUUAAUUUACUCCUUUUCCCAAAUUAAUAUGAUUUUGACUUGAACACGGCAAUGUGCCAGUAACUCAGAAUAAAGACAAAAAAGGCAGAUUUUCCAUCAAAUUAAAUUCUCUCCUGUUAGAUUGGCAAUGUUGCCCCAUGUUUCAGAUCUGUAAGUCUGAUAGAAGUUUGUUGAUCUUGGAUAAAGUCCAUUUCAUGAGACGAUGCCCCCAAGUGGACAAAAAGUGUUGCAGCUUUAACAAAAAGCUAAGGUUUUGGCAUUUGCCAUAAGCACAAAGUUAUAAUGGUCUCAUUUCACUGAGUUAAUAUUUAUCAAACAGCUAUUGAGGUGGUCCUAAAUGUCAUAGUGAAAUAGUUCUAACUAACUUGCAAAUUUUAAUUCUCUUUUUGUGAAAAUGAUGGUAAAGAGUUUAAUUUCCCAUGUGCUAAUAAAAAUAAAAACCACACUGCAUGAUGAUUUUGCUUUCAGUGUAAUGUAAAUGUGUGAGAAGGUAAAGCUCUUAACAGGUUAUGUUUCUUUCAGGAGAAAUCUGCCAGAGAAAUGAUGGUUGUAGCGUCUGCUGUUGGCGUGGCGAGCUGCUUCGGAGCUCCAGUCAGCGGUGAGGAAGAGCUGCAACAGCUUUAGCUUUAGUGUCCAUAAUCUUUGUAUGUUUGCUCAAGCUGUAUCCAUUUUCUUUACCUUGUCUGCUCAGCACAUCACCUCCCUUGAAUCGCUUUUUUAUCAUCCUCAUUCACAGCUCUAUGCACAUCCAUUUUUUAUUCUUAUCUCUCACCUCCUCGUAUUUGAUUCCCACUAUGCAUCAAACUUUGAUUGUCCUUUUUUGACUGUUACUUUUACAGCCUUUUUUGGGGUUAGCAUCUGAUAUUUGAGCUCCAGUUUCGCCCUCAUAAGGGGUUGUUAUCAGAAAAUGAAAACCUUUGAUAACAAUGAAAAUACAUUCACAUUUUUAAAUGACAUUUCAGAAAGUUUUUGACAGCUGUCCUGUGGGUUCAACUCUCUACCUUUGUCAAAAUGGACUCUCUGAAACUCAUCAUGGUUUUUCCCUCUGUGUUUUUCUCUGCCCACUCUUCCUCCUUCAGGUUUUGCUUUCAGUGUAAUGUAAAUGUGUGAGAAGGUAAAGCUCUUAACAGGUUAUGUUUCUUUCAGGUAUCUGCGGGGCACUGACUUUUCGUCUGUUCCCAGUGUGGAGUGGAGAUUUAGGUAAAGCAGACCCUGAUCAGAGCUCCUCACACAUCCUCAUGGUCAUUCCUGGUAAGAAGGAUAAUUUUCAAUGAUGUGUCUGCUCAGAAACACAUUGAAGAACUUGUCCUAAGUGCCAUGAAUAUGUUUAGGAAGCUAACUACAUUAUCUCUCAUCAGAUCAUUUUCAUUUAUUGUACAUAGGAUGUGUUUCAAGGUUUGAUUUGAGCAUACAAUCAUAUUUUCUGGUACUGUGUGUUUGCAAGUUCCUGGAGCAGUUUACCAAGUAAUUUUAAAAUAACAGCAUCCAGGAGCAUUUCUAGAGGGGCGUGGCCCAUAGACUGUAUAUACAAUGGACAACUUGGCCCCGCCUUCCAUCAUUAUAUGAAUUUGAAGCCGAAUUGCUCUUGGCAUUUUCAGGGUUUUCUCCACUUCCUGGAACCACCACUUGCACAGUAACAUUGUACACAUUCAGAGGGAGAGUUGCUGGGAGUCACUGUGAUGAUGCUCGGCUCAUCAGUGUAUCCCCUGGGUGAGCUAAGUAAACUUCAUACACCCAUAGGCUGUAUCAAGUGUCAAUUAAAAGAAAACAUGAACCCUCUAAUAACUUCUAAAAAUGGAGCUGCACAGAAAAAAGAGGACUUCAGCCCAAACCAGUCUAGCUGUCUCCACACAACUGUAAAAUCAUUAUUGUGGAUGAAUUACCUGUUAAGUCAAUGCUAAGACGCGAUUAGCCGCUCCUACUACUCUGGCGGCGUGAAUGACGCAAUUUGGCAUGAGCUGAAAUUGUCUAAACUUGAGCGGAUAUUUGUGUCAUGGUAACUUAUCAGCACAAAGGUUGCCGGGUGACGUAUGAAAACAGACUGUUGUUCACUGGUAUCUAAAAUGGAGGACAAACCCAUCGUGUCGGUGUGUGGGUGCCCUUAAGUAUAUGAUACAUUUUCUUUCAAUUACCAAAACUGGAAUAAAAAGGAGCUCACCUGAAGGCCAGUGAGUGAGGAGGUCAGAUUACUUGGUAAAAUGUAAAAAAACAUUUGUAUAUCAUUUGAUCCAGCUGAUUUAAUUGGCAGGGAGUACCAUUGAAAUUACCACUGACGCACAAGUGAAGCGGUUAAAUACUAUUCAUCCUUGCAUCUAGCUUUGUGUGAAAUAAGCAAGUAGAUGAUUUUACUCACGCUUGGUGUGAGCGCCCCAUUACAGUAACUACAUGUCAACAUCCCAAGCAGGGGGGAGAAAAAAAAUCAUAUUCUGUGUAAUUAAUUUCUAAAGUUUGUCCAAAGCUUCAUAAGGAUUGCUGGAGGAAGCGGGAUUUAUGACCUAUACUGCAGCUGUCACCAGAGGGUGCUGUCCUCGCGAUGGCUUCACCCAGCAAGGAGGCAGACAGCGUCCAUUCUAUGUACAGUCUAUGGUGUGGCCCUGUAUUAACAACACCUGUACAUAUUGUUCAGCAUUAGUAGUGCCUUCUCAAGCUAUCCAUGCCCUGUGCUCUCAUGAAUGCAUGUUUUUGAACUCUGGGCCAACAAAUCUUCAUUAACAACUUCAUAGACAGAAACCCUGCUUUGACUCAUGUUACAGUACAGACGUUUAAGCUUGUUAGUGAUAUUGACAGCUUUCUAAUUACGUAGUAUUACAAUGUCCGGAAACACUAGCACAGGCAUGAUUGCCAAAGGCUGAAAGAUAGUACGUUCCAGAGCAGAACAGAAUAAAAACAUUUUUAUAAGGUUAUUAUUUUUGUAAUUAUACAGAAAAAAGAAAGAAAGAUGGCUUUGAUUUGUUUCAUGUCCACAGAGACGCUCCAGGUCAUGUUCAAAACUAAUUUCCCCACAUCUUCAUCUUUCUACCCACUGGAGAUCCUGCUGUUUACUCUCCUCGGGUAAGAUGAUUUUUGACCUCAUCUUUAUGGUGAUUGAUUUGUUUUAUGACUGACAUACAAAAGCUGAUGUGAAGUAUUUAUUAUAGUAUUAGUCUCUAGGGUUUUUUUUUCAGGAGUGUCUUGAUCAUCACUUCCUCACUUCCACAUGCGUAAUGACUUCUGAUUGUCUACUGCUGAUUAAAGUAGCUCCUUUGUCUAAAUGCUUUCAGGCUGCUUUGUGGAGCUGUGAGCUGCUGUUUCCUCUUCCUCCACCGGUGGAUCCUGAAACUCUCUAAAACCAAUCCAAUCUUCAUUAAGAUGCUGACGACAGAGUGAGCGCCUCUUGUAAAGUGAAAGUCAGACUGUGAUGCAGGAAUGAGUCAUCUUCUGUGUAAGACAGGCUCAUGGGAUAAACAGAGUGCGUCUCUUGGAGAGAUUAUCUAUUGAACGUACUCAUGUUAUGUAAUCAUAUUUACAACUUCAAAAAUAGAUUAUGUAUAGCACAAAUUAGGAUUAAUGACUGUGCUGUGCCUUCGAAGCCACGCCAAGGAUCUUAUCUCUUAUUUAUUGGUUUUCUUUGUUCAAUCACAAGCAGAUCUAACGGAAAAAAAACACUAUAUACAAUGCAGCUCAUGUGCUAUAGAUCUAGAGGUCAAAGAAAGCUGCCGUCAAACAAGAUUAAGGCAAACUCUACGUGAAGUGAAGGAAAUUGUCAAAAUUGUAAAACUGUCACAGUGCAACUUAUUGCUGAACUUCUCUCUGUAGGAAGGCUCUGUAUUCUGGCUUGGUGGUCUUCUUCCUGGCAUCUUUGACAUUUCCUCACUCUGCUGGUCAAUAUAUGGCUUCUAAGGUAGGAAUCAACAUUUAAAGCCAUGCUAAAUAAAGGAAAUGAUGUGUAUUUGGGAACUUAUCAGAGCAUUCAUUUAUUUAUGUCUUCCUUCCUGUAGUUUUUAUUUUAAAAUAUAGGAUGGGAUAGGAAAGACUGGGAUUCAAUCAGCAUUCAGGCCCCUUAUAAUAAUGGGGAUCACACACCUUCAGACUGAAUAAUGGCCAAUUUUCAAUUAUUAGUCAUUUCAAUAAUGGCACACUAUUCCUAUGUUCUGUACAGAUACGAUAACUUCAAUAUUUUAGUAAACAUCAUGGACCAUCCUCAUGUACUUUGCUCCUGUUUCAUCUGACUGCGAGUGAGAUAACUGUGGCCUGUAAGCAUCUCUGCUUGUAAUAAUAAUAAUAAUAAUAAUAACUUUAUUUUUAAUAGGACUUUUAGGUUUACGAAGUGCUUUGAUAAAUGGUCAUAAAGCACAGAACAUCAGCACACAGAAAUAAUAACUAUUAAAAACGAAUAGCUCAGUUAAAACAAGGGCUCCGAAUUAAGGGCCAUUUUCAUAUGGCAUAAGGAACCCAGACAAUACAAGAACCCUGCAACAUAAAAUGAGACCAUGAGGACCAACAUAAAAACAUAAAAUAGAUAAGUAUAUAUGUAUAACAAAAGCUAAAAAGACAGUUACAGACAGAGGUAAAAGAGAAAAGAGAUAAAAGACAGCAUCACAUGAAAGCAAGUCUGUAAAAGUGAGUUUUUAAAAGUGUACUCAGGUCCAAGGUAAAUUGUAAACUAAUGGUGUAAGCUGGAUAAACUGUGGCUGAGGUUCCACAUCUGUGUCCUGAUUAUGAUGGCCAUUAACUGUGACAUUUGUCACAUCGUUCAUGAAUAGUCUUGAAAAUCUAAGAGUCAAACAUUGUUUUUGACUUGACUGUAAAAUAAAAUAUUUUGUAUGACGCUUAUUCGUCCCACAAGUAGGCUGAUCAGAGUUUGUUGCCAAGGUAACACCACUAAAUAUGGAAUUGGGAGGACUGUUUUCUUUCAGCUGUGUGCAUAAAUCAUUAUUAAAGUAGAGGAAUAAUCUUCAAACCUACUAUAGUGCUGAGCUGGUUAUGUCCAUUGUAAGUAGGAUGAUGUACAGUCAUGUGAAAUUAAUUUUAAUUAAGUUAAUUAAGUUGGGAUUUUAAUAAGCAUAACCACCUGUUCUCUGUACAUUAACCCUCAUAAAUGAAUCAGCGUCAGCCUGCAAACCAGAUUUCCUUUGGGGACAGUGAAGCAACAGUCAAACACCUUGUUUUUUUUAUUGAAUCAUAUAUGGUCAAACAGUAAAAUAUAGUCCAACCCCUUCCCUUUGUUUAUUCCUGAUAGUCUUGUAUUUGUUGAUUUGAUUUGCUGUAAUCGCUUUCACAGCUCACUAUGAAGCAGCUCCUCACCUCCUUACUGGAUAGCAGGCAAUGGAUCGUACAAUCCCACAAUGCAUCUGUUCAGCCAUUGUCUGAGUGGAGCUCAUCAGAGAGUCCUGUCUACCUGUCUCUGGCUGUCUUUCUGCUUAUGAAGGUACACACAAUGGAAGCUGCUAAUUAAGGAGUCCUUUAUCCCUGCACUGAUAACCAGCCUGAAGGGGAACAAGACACCAAGCUCAGCCUCCUGCUCCUUGUUCUCUUGUGUCACAGCGGACCAUAAUUGACAUGCAGUAAUUGACAUUUUCAUUGUAGAGUAAGCUGGCUAAAGACCGGUUAACCUUUGAGUCUGUAAUGUCUUGUGAUACCUAGGCCUCUCCCAUAGCAACGAUGCAGACAGAAAUCAUCGGUAUUCGUCAAGAAACCCCAUCCUACCUCCCGUACAUCAGUUACUCCUAUUUGUCACCUAAUUAGAGGGAAAGUCUUGCUUCUCACUGUUGAAAAAAAAACAUGGUAUCAGGUAUUCUGACUCAGAAUAGUUUCUUGAAGCGUCUCUCAGCUCUGUACUUUUCAUUCACUGAGGUCUGCUCUUCGUGACAGUGUUUUUUCUCCCAUUACUGCAUGCAGAUGGAAAUGUAAAUUGGCAUGAUUCAAUAUUUAUUUGUGCAAAAUUGAUUUGAGAGCAGUGCAAACACUUUCUGCACACGGAUCAACUGUGAGUCAUACUGUGCUACUAAAGCUGUUUUGGCUCAGAUUUACGGUGUGUAUUGUGCAUGUGUGAUGUUUGUGCAUGUGUGCUGUUGUUUCUGAGAUCUGGAUGUUGGUCCUUGCCUGCACUCUGCCUCUGCCAGCUGGAUACUUCAUGCCCGUGUUUAUCUACGGUGAGUGGAGGGAGAUGAUUGUAUUUUUCUAAACACCUGGACGGCACAAGAUUGAAUUUGAUGAUGAGGAAAAAGUCUUGCUGCAUAUUCUCACAUGAAACGGACGAUCAGGGUUGACUUAAUCUUAUCUGUUUUCCAGGCGCAGCUUUGGGACGUUUGCUUGGAGAGGGAGUAGCUUAUGUGUCUUUCACUGGAGCGAUAUCAGGCCAGCCAUGGGCAUCUAUAAACCCUGGGGCUUACGCACUUGCUGGUAGAAAAACAGAUCAAUAACUCUUUAGUGUUGAUACUCGAUGACAUUUAGUCUUGCCUGUAUAUGUGCAGUGGUUGUGUCUCAUUAUGAUUCUGGAUGUUUUGCACUUACCUUUGUAAAUUUUCUCUUUUUUUCCUUUUUUUUUUUUUUUUUUGAAGAUGAAGAACUUUAUUGAUCCCCGAAGGGAAAUUUAAUAUUUUUUAACAGAUUUUUUUACACUAAAUCUUCUUCAUGAUUCUACUUGAAAGAAAUUUAGAAAAUUUGGCAAUUUUUAUGCAUACUUUUUAAUUUUUUAUGUACAGGAACUUUCAGGGAGUGUUUAGACUGAUUUUAGCCAAUUCAGACUGAAAAAAAGAAAAACUUUAUGAAACUUCACCUCACAAACAAAUGGGUGACAUCACCAAUGCUAGGUCUAUUUAUGAAUCAGCCUAUGGUUUCUCUGUAAUGAAUGUAAAUGAAUGCACUAGGGCUGCAUGAUUAAUCAGUUUUAAAUUGUAAUCAGAUUAUUGGAUUAUGAUGAUGUUAAAAAAAUUAAAUCAUCAAAUUGAUUUUCCCCUCUAUCGUCUUGCUGCAAAGUCUGUCUGAAGGCGGAAUCAACCCGUCCACAUGUCCCUGGCAUGAAAUGAAAACAGGAGUAAAUGCAAACAAUUUUGUCAUAUCCGCAUUUCAUCCACAUGCAAACGGCGUUUCGGUUAACUGUCAAUGGUCCUUUUUUAAAACGGAUACGAAAGUGCAUAAAUCCAUAAACAACUACCAUUUCAUCUCCGUUUGGUUGCCUAUCUGCAUUUCUUGAAACGAUAAUGUGACACACAGCAUAACUCUUUUAUGGCGCCUGCGUGUGUCCAGCCAAAACUGCCUUUAUACACAUGCUCUGUACUCUUCUUCUGUCUUUUGUGCAUUUCCUGUGCAGCGUUACAGCGCAACUUACUGGCUUGGCAUAUGUACUACAUCAUUUUUUGUGGUUUCGUUUUGAGAGAUGAUAGAAUUUUAUUUUUUAUUUUUUAAGUGAAGUUUAGUGAAGUUGUCACUAAAUUAAAAAUCGAAAUCUAAAUUGAGCUUAGAGAAAAGGAAAUCAGGAUUUUAUUUUUGGCCAAAAUUGUGCAGCCCUAAAUUGACCCCCUUUUUUGUUGGUUUAAUGGAUCUACACACUGUUCUCAUAUGUUAGUGGGAAGGGGGAGUCAAUAUGUGCUUAAAUGUUGAAUCACACUCAUCUCUGUUCUCUGUUCUUUCUCUGUUCUUUGACCUGUUACAGGUCAAAGAGCUUUAUAGUGACUUGUCCUGUAAUCAGUGUUGUAAUCAAGUCACCAAACCUGGAGUUGAAUCUGGUGUUACCAAUUUAAGUUAAACUCAAAUUGAGUCCAUUACAUGUAGCAGAAUAGAUGUCCAGUGAACUCAAAUUCACCUGCAACUAAUGUGCUAUUUACGCAAAUAUAUAACUUUAACAAUUACUGUAAACCAGCUGUUAACAAUAGCAUCGUCAAAAGUCAAAGUAAACUGGGAAUCUCUUAGUCUUGCAAAAUAAGACAGAGUUCAUAUUUAUAUGUAAAUAUUAUACUGCACAUCUGAGAAAGUAACAAUAAAAAGUGUAACCAUAACAAAUAGUUCCUCGAUAUUUGUCUCAUAGGUGCAGCAGCCCUCUCAGGAGCUGUCACACACACUCUGUCUCCAGCUCUCCUGGCCGUAGAGUUGACGGGUCACUUCAGCCAUGUUGUCCCCAUCCUCCUCACUACUCUGCUGGCCAACGCUCUGGCCCGCUCAGGACACCGCCCGUCCUUCUAUGAUGCCAUCUCCAUCUGCAAAAAUCUCCCACACCUUCCCUCUUUGAAGAAGGCAUGCCCACAGUGAGUAUGAGACAGAGUGACGGAAAGAUGACGUGAGCUUUAAAUGAUGAAAGGAAAAUUCCUGUGAUUUUCUGUUGGCUGUAUUGCAGGUUUAAUGCUUGUACAUAAAACUAACUAAUUUUAUUGUGUACUUGUUACUUCACUGUCUGUCUGCAUAUGAUGGGAUAUGAUGCUAACAUCCUCAUGCAUAAACUAGAUAAAUGAGUUUCAAUCAUCUGCAUAGUAAAUCAUCUCCAGCUUUACGAUGAGCAAUUUUUAAUCAAGUACUCUGCAUCUGGAAAUACAUGGAGCUGUGUACAUGCUGUGCUCUCGUCUCAAAUUUUGAUAGAGUGACUUGAAAUGCUGUUGUGCUUUCACUGAAUCAUUGCAAUGCACCUGGCAGUCACUCACAGCAGGUGAAGGUAUGGAUUGUGUGAUUGUUCACAGCUGGGAGUCGCAGCAGGCAGCUCAGAAAUGGCUGAACCUGAGUUAUCGAACAAAAACAUCAACAGCCACAUACAUACCCCAUCUCAUAUCUCUCAGUUUGUUUCUCACUGCUUUCUAUGCUGAAAAUGGUUUAGUGGUAACAGCUAAACACAGCAUAUCAAAUGCAUUAACAAUGAUGCAACGAUCCUUGGGCACAAACAUGUCUUUGUUAUCACCACUUUCUUAAUUAAGAGAAUACCUUUGUGAUUCCUGAUUGGCAGACAAUACCUUUCUAAAAUACUCAAAAUAUUAAAAACCCGUGAAAGUUUGGUAAUACUCAUACAUUUACCCAUUUUAACUAUAGACUGUAUAUAGAAUGUGCGUUUGCCUCCUGGCUGGGUGAAGCCACUGCAAUAACAGCACCAGUGGACAAAGUUUAGAAAUUUAUUACACAGAAUAUAUUUUUUUCUCCCCCUUGGUUGUGAUGUUGACAUGUAGUUCCUGGCUUGUGCUCAAGUCCUGUUUUUUUUAAUGUACAGCUCCAUUUUUAAAAGUUAUUACAGGGUUCAUGUUUUCUAUGAUUGACACUUGAUACAGCAGAUGGGUGUACGAAGAUUACGUAUCACCUGGGGGAUACGCUGUUUGAGCUGAGCAUCAUCACAGCGACUCUGUGACUCUCACGCCGAAUGCGUACAACUCUACUGCGCAACUGGUGGUUCCAGGAAGUGGAGAAAAUCACGGAAAUACCGAGAGCUUUUUGGCUUCAAAUUUGUAUAAUGACAGAAGGUGGAGCCAAGUUGUUCAUAGUAUAUACAGUCUAUGGUUUUAACAGUUUUCGAGUAGUUUUGGCCACCAACAACAGAUAGCCUACUGUUCUGCUCUUCUGUGAGGUCUCUACUGUUGAUCAUGUUUGCGCAGUGAGGGUGGUCUGUGAUGUCCUGUAUGUUAUUUGUGGUUUUCAUAAGGACGUGCUUUUCUAUUAACAUGAAUUAUUAUCUGUAAUUCUUUGUUAUUCUUUAAUAGGACCUUAGAAGAAGCUAAAAGUGAGCAGCCCUGAAAACCUAAUUGCUAAAAGUGUGCAGUAACACAGCAUCUAGUUUUAGCCAAAAUUCUGUAUGUGACGUGAAUCGUCUCUGUUGCAGGCUCCCCUUCACACCAGUCGGACAGGUUUUAGAUGCAACAUCAGUGCAGCUUCAAAAAGCAGCCAAGCUAGAGGAGGUUCAGCAGGCUGUCAACACCAGCAGUGACACACAAAUCCCUGUGGUGGACUCGCAUGGUAUGCCGACAGAGAUAUUUCACAAUAUUUCACCCCUGUCUUCUGAUUGUAAGGAGUGAUACUUUGUUUAAACUUUUUCACAAAAAGGUAUAAUGCUGGAGGAAUAUUGGAGCUGGAGAAAUCAGCAUGAUCCUUAAAAGAGUUUUAGACACACGCUGGCCAAGCACACAGUAAUGACACCUUGUGGCUUGAGGAAAGACGAGAAAAUGGCGAAGACAAUGAUGAAAAAUUGCAGAAGCAGCAGCAAUUCAGCAGUGCAAAAGUGCAGGAGUGAAGAGUUGACGGGUAUGAGAGGAUAGCCUAUCUGUCAGCUCAGCUCUCAGCAAUCAUAUGGAUGAUUUUUUAUGUUUGAAGCAGGUGGUUUUCGGUUCACUUAAGGAUCACACAUGGUCUUCACUGUAGUAUCGACCAUGGUGAAGAAAAUUGAAAAUCCUCUUCUCCUUUCUGUUAAAGACUCUCAUAUUCUGCUGGGGUUCGCUCUCCGAUCAGAGCUGCUGAUGCUGCUGCGUCACUGGAGGAUGGAGGUAAAAAACUGGGAUGGAGUCAGACAGGUAGCUGCAGGGUUCAGAGGAAAGUGGAGGAGAAAAGUGCUGAAUGCUUUUUGAAAAAGAAAAUAGUCAUGUUGUUACAAUCCAUGUGACACUGACUGAAUUUUAAAGAGUGGGAAAAAAGAGAGGAUUGGAGCAGGAUGUACAAACUCUGGCUGAUUUAAAAACCCAUUUUGAAAACAACAGAGAGAGAAAAGAGAUGAUUAUCAAUAAUGGAUUUAGAGAACAGCAUUUAAGCACAGAGAAAUGAUGAGGGUUUGUUUGUUUGUUUGUUUGUUUAGAUUAGUUUAGUUCAUUUCAGCAAAACGUGACUAUUCAUCAUAAUUCCUACAGAAAUAUUGAAUGUUGCUGCAUAAAGCACUCUGUGAUCUGUUUACUCCUUGAUGUCUACAACUUGACCUACGGAUGGUUCACACAAUAAGGACCAAUAAGAUUCCAAUUUGUUUGAUUUAAUUUGAUUUAUUUGGUCAUUCAGUAUCACCUGAUAACUAUCAAUAUCAUUGUGUUUGUUACUUUUCCAGACAAUUGUAAGGAUCAGAGUUGCUCUACAUAAUUUUUGUCACGUGGUCAACAAAUGCCGGUAAUAAAAUAAAAUAAAAAAUCUAAAAAUGUGACUAGAAAAGAUGUGAAAUACUAAAGGUAGUAUGUGCUGGUGCUUCCUAAUGCUAACACCCACUAGUGGUUAUAUCAUGUGGCCGGUGAACUCAGUCUUAGUCCUGAUGUACAAUAAUGUUUGUCAGCAAAGCGCACCAAUGGGCAGAUUUUUAGAAAGUUUUCUAUUCACCUGUAAUUUCUGAAGUGGAGACUGAAAAUCAUAUUGCUUAUCAUCCUGAAACCCAACUAACACUACUUAACAGAGCCCAAAGCUGAUGUUAGUGAUAGGUCAAAGGUCAAAGACGAAGGAGAGACAGCGAAACCUUGUUUUGCCAGAUCACAGCUUGAAAAUGGUCCAUGGACUGGAUGAAAACAGGGUGCUGCAGACCAAGUACGCUUGGAUCUUAAGUGAAUCUGUUACUCUCUGCACCCCAAAACAAACGGGUAAAACUGACUUAUUUUAAAUGCUGUCUCAUUUAGACUCCUGAGAAACACCUGGACGAGAUCUGCUGCAUUUACCCGACCUCUGUCCUGUUAUCACCUCACAACACAGUACAGGAGGUAAGACACUAAAAAGUAGAUCAGUUAAAAACUUGUGCUUUAUAUUUUAGACUCAGAAAAGUACACUGGUACAUUACUUUGUUGUUUGCAAACAGCAUGUAAAUAAGUGAGCCCUCUAAUUCAAUCCGAUUGCAGCUAUGUUUUUGUCUUUAUGCAAAGUAUCAGAUCACAACAAAUGACUGCCUGAGUUUGCAACUUAUCUCAUUUUCAGCUUCCUCAUUCAAAACUUUGUGUCAUUUAGCAUCAUUUUUGGUCCAAUAAUUGAGCUGUGUUCAGCAAAAUACUCUGAAAGCCUGAUUCACACCAUUUUCUCACCACAAAAUAGUCAAAAGAGGGAGUAAGGGGAAAAGCAUUUCCCCUAAAGUGGCUGGAAAAAACAAUUAUCUCUGGUUCAGUUGCAUUUGUGUCCUCACAGGCCCACAGUACCCUGAGUCUGAUCAGACCUCAGAGCCUGUUUGUUGCAGACAGGGGAAGACUGGUUGGAGUCAUCACAUGGACAGAGGUAAUGAGCAUUAAACAUUAAAACUUACACAAAUGUAAUUAAUCAGAUCUAUUAUAUUCUCUUUAUCAUACAGGGAACUUCCCUCUGAAGCUUCAUUUUUCUGUUGUGGGCCAGGUCCCUGAAUGGAUUUGUUAAUAUUACGCAGACUGUGGGAGGCAAAAUCCCUCUUUACAGAUUCCAACUGUUUCUCUCUCUCUCUUCCCCUCCCUCCCUCUUUUUUUCUAUCUUUAUCCAUCCCCUUCUCCAGAUGACAAGAAUAUUAGAGGACUUGGCUAAAGACAUCAGCGGAGACACACAGGAAAUAAGCCAAUCCCCUGACCUUUGA